AUGGCAGCAAGCAAGCCCUCGGGAGAGUUACCGAGCAAACGAUGGGCUUCUUUUGAUGGCUGGGAUUACAAUGGCAUGAAAGAGCGGCUGCAGACAGCAUUGGCCACAAUCAACAAGAGCGCGCUCAUACGCCAUGCUCAACGCAUCAAGGGCCAGGAGCUCACUAUGAGCGAACCAUUUUCUGCUGGCCAGUAUUGGAUCUGCUUCGAAAUGGUUGCGCAAGACAAGAGCAUCGUCAUUGCCAGAGUUCGCCUGCCCCGUCACCCCGACAUCCCAGCAACGGUUAGUGAGGAAGAUGUGGCCUACUCGAUUGAUUGUGAGAUCGCGGCCAUGGAGUUUGUCCGGCUGAGGCUCAACGCGGUUUCUCUUCCGCGUGUAUACGCCUGCGAAGGCAUGGGAUCGCGACAGGCUGCCAUCGCUGGAGCUCCGUACAUGCUGAUAGAGAGAUUCUACGGAAACACUCUACAAGACGUCGAAUUCGAUAUUUGUGAUUUACCAAUCUCGACACAAAAACACAUCAUUGCCCAGUGGACAGCUGUGCAAGCGGAGCUGGCGACUUUGGCCCAUCCCCAGAUUGGCACCAUCUGCUCUGUUACCGAAACUGGAGACCCUAUCGUCGGGAAGUUGGCUGCCGGAGAACUUAUGAAGUUAGGACCGUUCUCAAGGGCGUCUGACUAUUUCACUGCUCUUGGAGAUGCCGCAACAAAUAAUACAGCCACUCGUCUGGGGGCCUUUGUCUUUCUCGAUAUCGUGGAGACCACCGAUCUGUUUGGGAGGAGCGUAACUGAUGAAUGUUUUCCCUUUAACCACAUGGACCUCGGUACACAGAAUAUCCUGGUGGACGAGCACUUCAACUUCGUUGCCAUCAUCGACUGGGAAUUCGCUCAGACAGCACCCUGGCAGGUCAUCCAUUAUCCCAUGCCUUUCCCACUACUGAGCCCGACUGAAGACAUUCUGCGUGAUCCGAGUCACAUAGCGUACAGUAGCGUGUGCCGCCAGGAUGCUGCGCAAAAAAUAUAUGUCCAAAAGUUCCGGGAUGCGGAACGCGAACUUGAAGGGAAAGGCCGGCAGCUCGGAGGGUCGUUCGCCACUACCCUCGAUAGCCCGGCUUCGAGGAUAUAUGCCUGCUUUACGAAUAUCGGUCGUUUACCUGCGGCUGAUGAAGAUCUGGUACAUGAGAUGGCACGGCUUGCGUUUGGACUGGAUCCUCAGGAGGCGGAAGAGUAUGUUCGGAAGGUAGAGCGAAGGCACUGCCUUUCGACAGGCCACGAGGUCACUUGGGCCGUUGUUGGGAAUAGGAGGUAG
Messenger RNA from Trichoderma breve, 1305 nucleotides. Its product is annotated as phosphotransferase enzyme family domain-containing protein. NCBI's taxonomy places the organism in Eukaryota, Fungi, Ascomycota, Sordariomycetes, Hypocreales, Hypocreaceae. The record is from RefSeq and is a predicted model, not a curated record. The transcript has 2 exons. Bases 1 to 1305 code for a protein of 434 amino acids.